AUGCAUCUUACCUAUUUGGAAGGACACUAUCAUUGGCGAUUGACUAAAUUAAUGAUACCUGGCAUUUUACCAUUAUUAUAUCUAUAUGAAAAUCAUUACUCAACAUAUCCUAAUGAACUUUGGAUGAUUUUUCCCAAAGAUUUGCGUAACUUAAAUGAUAUUUUGGAACAAUAUCCAUCUUCGAUUGAUUUUAAACAAGCACUCAAAAUUCUAAUUCACACAGCAGAAACACUCAAUGCUUAUCAUCAUUAUGAUCUUGCUCAUGGCAAUCUAAAAUCAUCUUAUAUAUUGAUUGAUGAUAAUAAAGACACAAGUUUUCUCGCUGAUUGGGGUCCCAUAUUGAGCAAUGAUAUUUCGAUCAUCGAAGAUUGUCAUCGUGCUACAGAACAACGUGUCAAUAAAGAUAUUCAAGAUUUCGGUCAUAUUGGUCUUCAAAUAACAGAAGCUAUCAAAGAAAAAACAAAUUCUAUUCGAGAUUUUAAACAGCUUAUGAAAAAAUGUACAGACAUUUCUUAUCAUUCGCGAAUGAGUGCUCAUGAUUUAUGUAGUGCUCUUAAUUCUAUUUAUAAUUCUAUCUAA
This is a messenger RNA of Rotaria sp. Silwood2, 579 nucleotides long. The record is from the annotation of a GenBank genome assembly. NCBI's taxonomy places the organism in Eukaryota, Metazoa, Rotifera, Eurotatoria, Philodinida, Philodinidae.